ACUCUGCCACCGAAGCCUCUUUACUGUCUCUCCCUCUAGUACAGUCGUACUAGACGCCGAGGAAAAGGCCUUUUGACAAAUAAGAGCUGAAUGAGGACCUCUCAGGGCACUUUUAUUGACACCACGUGGAACGGUUGACUUGAAAUCCAACCCAAUCCAUCCGAUUCGUGUCCUAACUUAUUGUUUCCCUUGACUCAUCUUCAAUCCGGAAAGAUGCGGGUUCUUGGGAUCUUCCUGGUUGUCUUCACAGUCUUUGGGACCUUGUUGCAAUUGAGCAUGGCCCACUCGGAUCAAUUGACCUUACCAAAGGCUCCAGUACCUCUAAAUGCCCAUAAUGUCAAUGCUCCGGCCAAGGCAGGCAAAGUGGAUCAGCGAUUGUUUAAAAAAGAAGCCGAACAUCCGGGGGAAACCAAUGCGGAAGUUAAAGUUCCUGUAGCAGAUUCGGUGGAACCCAAGCCCACCGAGGACAUUGGCGACUUGUUUGGGUCGUCAUCUGGAUUCAUUCAUGGAUUCAUUGCCACCUUGAGUGUGAUCAUUGUGUCAGAGUUAGGAGACAAGACCUUCUUCAUUGCGGCCAUCAUGGCCAUGCGGCAUUCCCGAACAACCGUGUUCAUUGGGGCCAUAUCAGCACUCACCGUGAUGCAUGUCAUGUCCAGCUUCUUUGGCUAUGCCAUCACCGUUAUUCCAAGGCUGUAUACCUACUACAUCUCUUCGUUCCUUUUUGCCGUGUUCGGUAUCAAAAUGCUCCGUGAAGGUUACAAAAUGUCGCCGAAUGAGGCUCAAGAGGAGUUCGAUGAAGUACAAGAAGAUCUCCGAAAGCGCGAGAUGAGCGACAAUGGCGACGUUGAGGCCGGAUCGGCGAGUAACCGUCGCAAGGAACCUAGUGUCAUUUCUUUCGUUUCCAAAAUCUUGAUCCAAUCCUUCACCAUGACCUUCUUAGCUGAGUGGGGCGACCGUUCCCAACUAGCUACCAUAGUCCUUGCCGCUCGAGAAAAUGUGGCGGCUGUGGUGAUAGGGGGUGUCUUGGGACACGCCUUGUGUACGGGUCUGGCAGUGGUGGGUGGAAGAAUGAUUGCUCAACGUAUUUCAGUGCGGACUGUUACCAUUGUGGGUGGAGUUGUAUUUAUCCUUUUUGCCCUCACGGCUUUGGUCAUGGAUCCAAACGCUGUGUAGUAGAUAUUAAAUAUGUCGUAAAUGUUGAUAGUUUAAUUGCCAACCCUUUGAUUAAUCGUUCAAAAGAAAUCGAGAAGUGUUGGCGUGCUCUGGGAUCUCCCAAGUCAUCUCGCGAGUUCUGCUUAUUUAGUAUAUACCCGUGUUUCUGUGUUAAUACCGAGAUAAAAAAAUUACACGUGUUUCAAGGGA
Messenger RNA from Tigriopus californicus, 1362 nucleotides. RefSeq names its product transmembrane protein 165-like. Gene Ontology annotation, biological process: Golgi calcium ion homeostasis; manganese ion transmembrane transport; Golgi calcium ion transport. The record is from RefSeq and is a predicted model, not a curated record. The transcript has a single exon. Lineage: Eukaryota; Metazoa; Arthropoda; Copepoda; Harpacticoida; Harpacticidae. Gene Ontology annotation, molecular function: manganese ion transmembrane transporter activity; calcium ion transmembrane transporter activity. Gene Ontology annotation, cellular component: Golgi apparatus. Bases 214 to 1173 code for a protein of 319 amino acids.